AUGUCGGACCUGUCCCCGAUAUUAACUGAUUUUUAUGCAGACCACAAUAAUCAUCGCUGGCUUGUCUCGCAUGAUCCAGUUUUAUGUUGUACUAUCUUGAUGAUAUCCUCUCGUUAUCACCUGUUGCCAGGUGCAGGUGGUGGGUCAAGAAACUUUUUCAUUCAUCAUCGGCUUUGGCAGCAUUGUCAGCAACUGGUCAUGCGGCUUAUGUUCGGACAGGAGAAAUCUUCGCAGUCCAAGGUUCGAAACAUAGGGACGAUCGAGGCUCUCAUGUUAAUGUCAGAAUGGCACCCUCGAUCCCUCCAUUUCCCUCCAGAAAGCGAUGGCUGGGACUUUGAUCUUACGUCAGUUCCCCCGGAGCCGCAAGAGCUUGAGGAUUCGUCCUCUACAAAUCGAUGGUUGGAGGACAUGAUCGAGCCAGCACGAAGAUCAGACCAGAUGUCUUGGAUGCUACUGGGUUCAGCUUUGUCUCUUGCGCACGAACUGGGGAUUUUCGAACUUGACGAGAAGAAGUUGGGUUAUGCGUCUGGUUACGAGGGAUUUAUAUCUGGCGAACAGAUCAAACUCCGCAGGCAGCGGGUGCAGCGGCUGUUAUACGUGUACAUCAACCAACUGGCAUGGCGAAUAGGUUGCGUAUCGCUUAUGCCGCAAAGUCUGAACCAUGCUAUUCUAGGGCGGCGGGCAACUAAAGAGCUAAAUCAAACCGGCGAUGAAUGGCUGAUUUUCAUGGAUUCCUGGAUGGAUCUGACAAAACUGGCAAAAUCGGUCACUGAUAUGUUCUUUCCGACCGUCUCGUUUGCCAGACAGCAACUGCAUAGUGGACGGUAUAUUGAAUUGCUGGAUCAUUUUCGUCCGAUACUGGACAAAUGGAAGGAAGAACAUCUUCAAGUACGAUUACUUUGA
Aspergillus oryzae RIB40 is the source of this 903-nucleotide messenger RNA. RefSeq names its product putative C6 transcription factor. NCBI's taxonomy places the organism in Eukaryota, Fungi, Ascomycota, Eurotiomycetes, Eurotiales, Aspergillaceae. Gene Ontology annotation, biological process: aromatic amino acid catabolic process; positive regulation of transcription by RNA polymerase II. The transcript is spliced from 2 exons. Gene Ontology annotation, cellular component: nucleus. The coding region runs from base 1 to 903 and encodes 300 amino acids. Gene Ontology annotation, molecular function: DNA-binding transcription factor activity, RNA polymerase II-specific. The record is from RefSeq and is a predicted model, not a curated record.